Messenger RNA from Humulus lupulus (European hop), 1067 nucleotides. RefSeq names its product protein PAL OF QUIRKY. The coding region runs from base 206 to 805 and encodes 199 amino acids. Lineage: Eukaryota; Viridiplantae; Streptophyta; Magnoliopsida; Rosales; Cannabaceae. Gene Ontology annotation, molecular function: protein binding. The transcript is spliced from 2 exons. The record is from RefSeq and is a predicted model, not a curated record.
AGUAUUCACGCGUUGGGAGACUCAAUUCAUUUUUCCAAUAAAUACUUGACGAAAACUCUCCACAUGGUUUGCAGCUCUAAGAGAUCCCUCCAAUUCUUCUCUUCUCUUGGCGCUCUCUCUAUCUCUCUCUAGAAGUUUCCCUUUCUCUCUCAUCUUUCUUAGCAUAUUCAAACUGAACCAGAACCAGUACAGUCUAAACACAGUCAUGAACCACACCAAACCCACCACCACUGAAACCCUAAAGUUCUUUUGUAGCUACGGAGGCAAGAUUCUCCAUCGUCCAAGCGAUGGCCAGCUCCGUUACGUUGGCGGUCACAAUCGAGUCCUCACCGUCGAUCGUUCCAUCUGCUUUGCAGAGCUAAUGGUGAAACUCGGAGAGUUUUGUGGCUUUUCCCCUGAUUUGAAGUGUCUAUUGCCGAACGGAGACUUCGAGACCUUGGUUACGAUCAAAUCCGACGAGGAAUUGGCGAGUCUCUUGGAGGAAUACGUUAGGGUUCUCUCGCAUGACUCCACGCGCCACCUUAAGAUCAAGGCGGUUCUGUUGCAGCGACAGUCCAUCAAGAAAGUCUCGCCUCCUCCUUCGGUUGUAUCUCACAGCGUCGAAUCUCCAUUUCGUACCGUCAAAUCGUUUCCAAAAUUUUACGUUCCCAGAUUCUCGUCGCCGGUCAAAUUCAGCGCCGGCAGACUCCAGAAAGGGUAUGAAAAAAUGAGCUAUAGCGGGCCUUGUCGUGUUUUCCAGCACCAGCAUCAUCACUAUCACUACCAUCAUCAUCAAGAAGUUCCUCGCUGCUAUUACUGGCAAUGAUUCUUGAGAACUUGAAGAAUCUUGAAGAUUUGAACCAUGGAAGACCGAUAAUGUACAAAAGUGUAGAGAUAUACAGCGAUAAAAAAUUAGAAAACCAUUCAAAAUAACAAUUUUUUUUCCUUGAGAAAGUAAACACAGAUGAAUUUUUUAUUGGACUGUGAAUAUUAAAACAAAAUUUUAAAUAAUUUUUUUUAUUUCAUUUGUUAUAUGAAAAAACACUGAACUUAAUUAAUUAUUAAUAAAAAAGGUUUCGUCUUAACAA